Molecule: messenger RNA, 337 nt
Organism: Saprolegnia parasitica CBS 223.65
Lineage: Eukaryota; Oomycota; Saprolegniomycetes; Saprolegniales; Saprolegniaceae
Exons: 3
Coding region: 42-230 (62 amino acids)
Source: RefSeq, a predicted model, not a curated record
AGUUGCGCGGCCGAUGGUAUUGUAUUGAAUCCGUGGCCGCCAUGAACUCGGUGCUGAAGAAGAACUUGAUCCUCGCCGGUGCGCUCAGCACGUUUGCCAUCACUGUCUUCUCGUACACGGUCUCGCAGAUGUCCAAGGACGACUUUGACGGCUUGGAUACGGUCAAGGUCAACGUGCACGAGAGCGGCAUCAAGGCGACGGUCGUCAAGCCCAAGGACGAAAGCAACUAAGAACGCCCGCGAGCGACAGUGCACUUGCAUGUCCCUGUCAAAAUACAUACAAACGUACACCACACUGGAUCGAGCCAACUACAACGUCGAGUUGACGUGAUGCCUCA